Molecule: messenger RNA, 633 nt
Organism: Penicillium concentricum
Lineage: Eukaryota; Fungi; Ascomycota; Eurotiomycetes; Eurotiales; Aspergillaceae
Exons: 1
Coding region: 1-633 (210 amino acids)
Source: RefSeq, a predicted model, not a curated record
AUGCCGCACGGCUUCGACAGACUCCUCCACCCCGAACCAGAGCCAGAAUCACCCCCUCCACCACCCAGACGACCAUCUACCCAAUCCCGAUACCAUCUACACAUCCGACAACAGCCCAUCGCGGCACGAGCCUGCGGCGCAGGCGACAGAGACCGUCGCCCCGUUGACCCACCCCCAAUCGUGCAGAUCCUCCUCACCGACUUCGACUCCAACUCACCAGAAGACCGAGAUCUCCUCCAAGACCCCCGCUUCACGGUGGGCUGUCUACUGUUCCCCGUCUCGCCCUCUUUACCAUGGGCCGAACCAACAGACACACAUGCGCGCGAGCGCGAGCAGGACCAAGAUCAAGACCGGGACCGAAAUUGCGAUAGAGAAAGAGAAACAGACGGCAUCGCCCGCACAGACGAUAACUUCUCAACCCCAUUACUAUCCGGCAAAGCCUUCAUGUCCCCCUUCUACGUCGACGCCGACCCAGACCCCAACUCCGCUCCCGCACAUCCAUCCUCCGUAACUGAUCCCAAUCUCUCCAACCCCCCGUACAACGUCUACAACCACGCCGCCUCGCGCCUCCACCAACCAGCUACCUUUUUUCAUCUUUGCGGAUCUUUCGAUCCGCUCGGCGGGCUUAUAUAG